Messenger RNA from Capra hircus (goat), 470 nucleotides. RefSeq names its product fatty acid-binding protein 12. The transcript has 4 exons. Gene Ontology annotation, biological process: fatty acid transport. The record is from RefSeq and is a predicted model, not a curated record. Gene Ontology annotation, cellular component: cytosol; nucleus. Bases 1 to 462 code for a protein of 153 amino acids. Gene Ontology annotation, molecular function: fatty acid binding. Lineage: Eukaryota; Metazoa; Chordata; Mammalia; Artiodactyla; Bovidae.
AUGGUUGAUCUGUUCCAAGGAACAUGGAAAUCCAUUUCUUGUGAAAAUUUUGAAGAAUAUAUGAAAGAACUGGGAAUAGGAAGAACCAGCAGGAAACUUGGCUGUCUGGCAAAGCCCACUGUGACCAUCAUGACAAAAGAAGAUUUGAUCACUAUAAAAACCAAAAGCAUCUUUAAAAAUAAUGAAAUCUCCUUUAAACUGGGAGAAGAAUUUGAGGAAACCAUACCAGGUGGCCAUAAAACCAAGAGUACGGUAAUCUUAGAUGAAGGCUCCUUGAUUCAGGUUCAGGACUGGGAUGGCAAAGAGAUCACCAUAAGGAGGAAGCUGGUGGAUGAGAAACUGGUGGUGAAAACUGUGGUGAACAAUGUUACCUGCACACGAACAUAUGAGAGAGUACAACAAACUCAGUCUCAAACUCUUAGGCACUCUCAAACUGUGAUCCAAACUGCCAAGGCUGUUUAAAUAAAAAU